AUCCCUUGGAAGUAAGAUGUGCAUGCACUUCCUUUCUUUGGGUUGGGGGGCAGAAGUGACCAGGGUGGUGGUACCCAUGGCACUUGCUCAAACAUCCAGAUGUGCCCACAGACCUAAAACAUGUGAAAGGGAGGUUACAAAUAUUUUAGUAUAUAUUUUGUGUGUGUGUCUGUGCCUGUGUGUACGUACACACACACACACACACACACACACACACUAGUUUAAGUUGUUUUCAGGCUUUAUUCUCAGUAUUGGUUCUUCACUGAGGCUGUUGUCAAGGAAUAUGGUAUAAAUAAAUGCUAUGCUGCUCAUGCUCUAGUGCUUGGAACACCUGUUUUGAAACUUCAGUUAAGACUUGCAGCCUUUCUUCACGCUAAGAAUGGGAUUUUGUGGCCAUGACCUAUAUUCUUGGUCAGAAUCAAUGACAUCAGCCAAAGUGAGGGUAGAGAAUAGGGAGCUUUAAGGAUCAGGACCUUUCCCCUUUGUAUAACUGCAUUUUAAAAUGUUGUUGAAGUCAAAACAUUUAUGUUUUAAUACAGUGAAAUAGACAUGUCUAGGUCUCAUUCCUUCCGUAUUAUUUUUGCUCUCAAGUUAUUCCCAUAUAGAUCUGAAAGGCAAAAUACUCAGUGUAUAUCCUUGAGUGCACAAAAGAAAGCACAUCUUUCUUUGUGCUACACUUGUGUGGGGAGGCGAGAGAAAGAGGCCAGACCUUAAUGUACCUGAAACACUAGAUUAUUCCCCACAGGCUUUUUAAUGGCUCUCAUCCUAUGUUCACUUUUAAGUUUAUCUGAGAUUUUCUUCCAAGUAAAUGUGUAUAAUAUGGUAGCCCAGGUUUUGUUUUCACUGUGGAAACCUGGUGUUGCUGUGUUUCUUUUUAAGUGGAUGAGUAGAGUGUGAAGAAAACUAACAUGAUUAAAACUGGAUUUGAGCACUGACAGAGUUCCUGUAGGUAUUAAGGAUUAGCAGUAACAGCUGUUGCUCUUCUCAUUAGUAGAGAGAGUAAAGAACUUUUUUCCUUAAAGGAUGUUUGCCUGGCAGGCUGAAGGAGAAAAUUGCUGAGUGUCUGAAGGAACAUGUGUCCCAAGGUAAGAAACUGGCAAUGUUAAUGCAACUAAGGUGUUGAAUACUAAGAGGAGAUUUUAUAGGGCUAAAAGCAAAACUGGGAUAUGGAGGAAAUAUCCUAUUACACAGGAAAAAUAACUUGUAUAUAUUUAACUACUUGCAAAAAUGGCUGUAGCAGGGAUUAUAUUGGAAGAUGGGAGUGUGUGUGACUUAAUUUGUUCAAAACCUGUUCUAUUGCAAGGGCUGGGUUUUCAAAAAGGGAUUCCUUUAUAUGGCCUUGUGUUGUCUUCAGUCUGUAAACGGUUUCAGAAAUCACUAGAGGAAAAGAAUUGAGCUAAACAUUGGCUCAGAAUAAGUAGUUCAAUAUUUAAUAGCAACUGAUCAGGCACAUUUAAAGGUAGUAGGAAAGUAUAUAAGCUGAACUCUGCAUAGACCCAUUCUUGUGUAUGAGCUUAAGGUGUUUUAAGACACUAAUUUAAAUGCCAAAUGGCUGAUAUGGUCUGGUAGGAUAGAGGAGAUGACUAUAGAAGCUUAUGGGAUCAGCUAAUGGAUAAUUCUUUAAUGGAGAACUGAUUUUGCCGAUAGGCAGACCCAAAUGGAAGGGGAAGGAAUAGGUGGCAGGAGGAGAUUGGAUGAUGGAUCUGCAGUGCAGAUGGAAAUGAUUUUUCUACUCUUGCAUGUUUGCUUCACCACCCUUCAUUCUCUCCAAUCUUAACUCACCUUCCAGAAAAGCUGGGCUUUUGUUUUGUUUUGGAAAGUAUGAAUAAUUAAAGGAAAUUUUGGAGUCAAGUAUGACACGAGGCCUUUAAACUUCACUGACCACAUAUGGAGUGGUAACACUCUUGGCACUGUACCUCAAGAGAAGUGACCAUGAGACCUAGGCCUGACUUGGACAGGACCUUCUGCUGCUUGGACCUUUCCUGCCAUAGCUCUAUAUUGCUGCUCUACAGUAUUCAAGCACAGCUUCUUUUAAUAAUUACAUGUAUAUUUAUACUUUUGAAGGAUUUAUUUCCAAGAACAUGAAUAUAUUCAGCAUGGGUUUUUAACUAUAUGAGCACCUCCCUUUUUCCUAGUCUUCUUUGGUAUAUUUCUAAGUCAGUAGGGUUGUGUGUUCCAGCACUGAUCAGGAGGAGCACACAGAGGUAGAGGAAGAGAUGAAAGUUCAGGCACUUUUUGUUGUGUGGUCAUUGACAAUCCUGUGCUUAGUUUCAUACACCGCUGCAUUCUCCCAUGGGGCCAGUCUUUCGGCAUGUACUGAUAUGAGGCCCAAACAUAUCAGAGCUCACCUUCAGAACCCACAGAAUAACUAUAUUACCAUCCAUACCAAUAUAUCCUUUUUUCCAGGUGACAAGGUUCCAGUCACCGUCAGGAGCACACGUGAUUUCAUGGGCUUUAUGCUUCAAGCUCGCAGGGUAUCAAACGAUCAAAUUGCUGGCACUUUUGUUUACAUUCCUCCUGGCUCCAAACUGCUGACUUGUUUUGAAGAUGGCGACACCGUCACCCAUUCAGACAAGUCCCUGAAGAGAAACCUGUCGUUUGUGUGGAAAGCACCCGAUCAGCCCAUUGGAGACAUCAGGUUCUUUUUAUCAGUCGUCCAGUCGUACUUUGUUUAUUGGGCAAGGAUUGAAUCUUCCACUGUGUCUCAACAAACACAAAACAGAACCACAGCUGGAAGUCAUGUAGCCCCCAGUGUAAUAAAGCCCACACCUCUUCAAAAGUCUACUGAUCUAAAAGGAGCAUUUGCUGCAGAGAAAGAAAGUUCCACUCCUGACACCAUCUUAACUCAGUUUGCAAAAUUUACACAUACUAGUCUGACUCGGCUUGCAGCCACAUUGAUUUUGGAUCCAUCUUACAGUGGACGACAAGUCUCUGAGCCUCCUGACAAUGGAAAUGCUCUGUCUGAAUCCCUUGCAGACUUGGUCACUUCACAUGCCAUCAGUCGCAGUAGAGAAAGACAAGCUAAUGGAAGUGGCACAGUUGGUGAUCUCACACUGGAGCCAUCACUUCAGUUCCAGGAUCUCGGCCUCAUAGCACAACAUCAUUCCUCCAGCCACAGCAUGUACAACAGGAGAGAAAAUACUUCAAGCUUUCCCAUAUCACAGCUUUGCUCUACAUGUAUAAAAGGCAUGGAGACACAGGCAUGGUGUGUAGACCACAGAGAAAACAGGCCGAGCAAAGAAGUGCAUUUGGGCGUUUCUGCAACACCUAACCCAGGCCUUAGCAAGUCUGUGCUACCCAUUACAGCUUCACCGCUGGCCCACUUCCAGGAUCCUCUACGCCUUCCAGGCAUAGAAACAAUAUCAGAGCAUUUAGGUGGUGAAGAGGACAUGAGUGUCUAUCAAAGUUUAUCAGGAGCUUCGAGGAAGAUGGCAGAGAAGCAAGCAGCGACAUGGGCAGUUCCAGCAAACUUCCUGCCCCAGGCUGAACUUACAUCACAUGAGCAGGAGGAAAAGGGCAGAAAGGAUAUCCCUGAGAACACACUCCUGAAGGUAACAAGAGCCACACCCAAAGCUACUGUUUCUGGAGGAAAGCCACGCAAGGAGUCCCAGCUUGUAGUAGCUCAGCUGGGUGUUCUCCUUGGAUGCUCUGCUGUCCUCAGCAUGGUGCUGGCUGUUGGUCUACGCUGCAUCCAUUCCCAGUAUUGUCACAAGCGAACGGAAGUGUCCUUUAGUGAGCCAGAAAAUAAUGCCAUGGCACUUCAGGAGAAUGGGGAGAUGAUGCAUUUCAGAAAGAUACGAGAGAACAGCUUUGUUCUGGUACAGGCAGAAUACAACUGGAUCAGCCCAUCAGGCAGUGGGAAAAAAGCUGUUCUCUAG
Podarcis raffonei (Aeolian wall lizard) is the source of this 3878-nucleotide messenger RNA. RefSeq names its product reeler domain containing 1 (gene REELD1). NCBI's taxonomy places the organism in Eukaryota, Metazoa, Chordata, Lepidosauria, Squamata, Lacertidae. Gene Ontology annotation, molecular function: oxidoreductase activity, acting on metal ions. The transcript has 8 exons. The record is from RefSeq and is a predicted model, not a curated record. Bases 2217 to 3878 code for a protein of 553 amino acids.